Messenger RNA from Eublepharis macularius, 4236 nucleotides. Its product is annotated as zinc finger protein CKR1-like. The transcript is spliced from 3 exons. The record is from RefSeq and is a predicted model, not a curated record. NCBI's taxonomy places the organism in Eukaryota, Metazoa, Chordata, Lepidosauria, Squamata, Eublepharidae. Gene Ontology annotation, biological process: regulation of DNA-templated transcription. The coding region runs from base 123 to 1700 and encodes 525 amino acids.
CAAGAAUACGGAGAAGAAAACACAUUGGAGCUUGCUGUUGGAUGUUGGAUCCGCCUUGAGUCUCAGAAAGGCGGACUAUAAAUGACGUGUUGGUGGGCUUCUGAGGAAACUGUUGUCCAGCCAUGGAGCCAUGGGUAUAUCUGGACCCACGCCAGAGGGCCCUGUAUCGCGAUGUCAUGCAGGAGAGCUACGAGACGCUGAUGUCUCUUGCUGCAGACAAAUUGCUGAACAGCAGUAAUAAUGAUGAAGAGGAGGAGGAAGAGGAGGAAGAUGAAGAGGAGGACGAAGGUCCUGAGGAGUUGCGACCAGGCACAUCUCAAAGCACCCCCAAGCAAGUCAAACCUUUAGCAAGUCGGGCCAGUCCGAAGCAACAGAAAAUACCCGCUGUGGUUAAGAAGCAGGACAAGGCCACCCAGCGGGGCCACGCACUGAAGAAAAGCCUCGAGAGUCGAUGCUCAGACUGUACCAAGAGCCUGAACCCCCCCACUGGCAGGGGCCGGCAGAAAAGUGAGGCCAAUGCUGCUCGAGAGAAGCCUUUCCAGUGUACAGACUGUGGGAAAAGCUUCAUCUGGAGCUCACACCUGGAGCGCCACCGGAGAAUGCAUACUGGGGAGAAACCCUUCAAAUGCCUCAACUGUGGGGAAGCCUAUAGCCAGAACUUCCACCUCUUGCAACACCGGUGCUCCCAACUGAUUGAGAAGCCCUUCAAGUGCCAGGACUGUGGCAAACGAUUUGCCCAAAGCUCUGCCUUGGAGAACCAUCGCAAGGGCCACACGGCGGAGAAGCCCCACAAAUGUACCGACUGUGGGAAGUGUUUCAUCUGGGCCUCCCACCUGGAGAGACACCGCCGAGUGCAUACUGGAGAGCGGCCUUUCAAAUGUCCCGAGUGUGGGGAGACUUACAGUCAGAGUGCGCAUCUGGCCAAGCACCGGCGCAACCACAUGGGGGAGCGGCCUUAUAACUGCCCGGCCUGUUGGAGGAGCUAUGCGCAGAUCUCAGAACUGGAGGAACACAAGAAAACCCACUUGGGCUGUGAGGACUGUGGGAAGGUCUUCCGCAGCAGACAGACCUUGAUGCGGCACCAGCGAGGGCACCGUCGUGAGCGCACUCACCUUUGCGAAGAGUGUGGGAAAGGGUUUGUGUGGGCCUCCCACCUGGAGCGCCACCGUAGGGUGCAUACCGGGGAGCGCCCUUUCCCUUGCCCCACCUGCGGGGAGAAGUUUGCCCAGAAAGUUCAUCUCCUUCAGCACAACAAGACGCACUCACAUGCGCGUCCCUAUAAGUGCGGGGACUGUGACAAGCGCUUUGGGGACAGUUCGGCUUUUCUGGCCCAUCAGCGAGGUCAUGCCAUGGAGAAGAACCACAAGUGCCAGUACUGUGGGAAAAGUUUUGCUUGGAGCUCUCACCUCGAGAGGCAUCAAAGAAUCCACACAGGGGAGAAGCCCUUCAAAUGUCCUGAUUGCCCUGAGCACUUCAGCCAGACCUCCCAGCUCUUCAAACAUCAGCGCAUCCAUCUGGGCAAGAGGCCCUAUAAGUGCAGUGAGUGUGGCCGUAGCUUUGGCACCACUCUGGAACUCCUCAUUCACCAGCGGACCCACAUGGGUGGCAAGCCCUACAGGUGCUCUAGCUGUGGGAAGGGGUUCACCCGCCGGGCCAACCUCUUGAAGCAUCAACGGUGUCAUGUAAAGGAGUCCCCAUAGGAGGUAUCCAGCCUGGCCUAGGGAAUGAAUUAUCCCAUAGUAAUAAUCUAAAAACCACACAAUCAAAGUCCCUUUUUUUUGGUAUGUUCUGUUUAUGGGGAAGCUCCCAUACUUACCCACCUCUCGCAACAGCACUGGAUAAAACCUGCACGUGGUUGAGGAUUCUUUGCGGAAACACCCUAUACAGAUGAGGAGGUCUUCUAAAUGCCUUGAUGGUUAGAUGUGGCUGACACAUCACAUUUUUGAAAAGCUAUCUAGGUGACAGUGACCCUGUGCAUUGGGAACUGAUUCCGAUUUAGUGUCUAGAGAAUCCAUAUGGAUGACUUAUUCACAUUUUUUUUCUUUGACACUGUACAUAUAUACCCUCAUUUUGGGAAAAAGCUUUACUGAUCAUCCCUUUAUUACACAUUGGGAGAACCUGCCUGGAUUAGACCAACUCCUUCCUCCUUUUCCUUCAUCGUUUUUAACCCUCGAUAUUAAAGCUUUAACAAACGCCGAGGACUGACCUCCAGACCUUAAAUGCCUGACUGAGGUGGACUCGAACUUUACUAGAUGGUUAAGGAAUCCACAUUGGGGGGGGGGGGAAUGAAACCAUGUAGGCCUCUUGAAUGUGGAGAGAAGAAAGCUUUACUGACUUAUUCACCUCAAAGAAUCUGAACGUUGGAGGUCCUGUGCAAAUCCCCUGAGCAGGGAUGCUGAAUUGCAUUGAGAGAGUCUCACAGGGUGGUGCGGCGCCGAAGCUGCAGCAAUAGCUAGCCACACUCUGUGCUUCAUCUAGCAACGCCGUAGAUGAAUGGGGAAUUUCGGUUGGUUUCUUGUGGCUCUGGGAGUCUCAGCUGCUCGGUACAGUUUGCAAGGUGAUUUGGAGAGUAGGAGUUCCUAUGUCUUUUUCUUGAACUGGAAGAGCUGGAGACACUGUGCCCAUCUAAGCCUCUGCUGUAUAGACUGGGAGGUUGGGCCCGUAAGCCCCUCUUCAGCUGGGCAGCGCGCUUGGUGCUCUUAUCCCUUGACUGGGGUUUUUCAUUUGGUCAGAGGCGUGGGUGUGUAAUGGGACGAUCUGAUUACCAAGGAAAUGGAGAUGCCGAUGUGAAGAAAGCCACCUGGGUUUGGGGCAGAGGAUACCAAGGGUGCCAUGUAGUUAGGGAUAGAAAACGGGAGAGGCUCAAGGAGGGAUUGAGCUUUUGGAAUGGGGAAGCAGUUAGUCUGUGCUUCCGGGGGAGGAGGAGGGCAGCACAGGGUUGGAAGGUCAGAUCUGGAACAUGAAGAAUGUUAAGCUCCUAGUCCCCAUGUUUCGUGUGUGUAGUGGCAGCACUGGGUUUCAAAACCAGCCCUGCACUAGCCUUUGUGUUUAAAAACAAAAAUCAGUUUCUGAGUGACGGCAUCAUCUGUAUUGGUGCCUAAACAACCAGGCAUUUGGGAUUUUGGGGGUGUGUGGCUUUAAAGAAUCGAGGAAAGGAAGAGUUUUUUUUUAAAAGGGGAGAUCUGCCUUUGCUGUGCUUUCCUUUUUCAUUUUUUUGGGAUGGAGGGUGACUGGAGUAUGAGGGUUAAAGAAACAGAUCGCAAGUCUUACCUAGAGAAAGGCAGACUAGUGAUGCAACUGAAGGCAGCUAAAAUCUUUCAUUUGCUGGGAUUGGAAAUAGGGACUCCUGUUUUGCAGCGUAGGGCUAACCUAUGGGAUUCACUGCUGUAAUCCCGGGGUGGGGGGUGGGCAGUAGCGGCUGGCUGACAGCUUGACUCAGCUCUGCAGGGUGGUGCAGACAGUGCUGGGGUGGGAAGGGGGGCAGGUGAGUGAUGACUACUGACCAUGAUUGCUCGGUGCGUGAGGGAGAGGAGCAGAACUUGGGUUACCAGCAAAGAAACCUCCCCUUUAAGUUCUUGAUGGGCUGCAAUAAGGGUCCGGGAGAAGGAUCUCUGACCGCUACGACUGUUGAACUGACUGAUCUGGCUACUGUGCCCUCCCCACCCCUCCCUUCCCCUCCUAACACCUACCUCAGAAUCCUGCUUCCAGGAUGCCGGACUGAAAGAGGCAAUCCCUCCCUUCCCCCGGGCUUCCCUGGCUUGCAGGAAGAACCCUCCUCCUCCUCCUCCUCCUCCUCCUCUUUCACCUGCUGCUGCACCCACAGGCUUCAGAUCCACCCUGCCCUCUUGCCCCACAGCAAGUCAGUCGGCAGCUGCCUGUUAGGGAAGCCUUGCUCUCUGGCCUCCUCUGGCGUUGGGUGCUCCGCUUCUGUCGCUGUGUCUGCCUCUGUGUUUCACAACCAGCCCCUCUGCCUGUUCCACCCGUUCUUUAGCAGAGGCGUAUUUUACUUUAUCGCUUUUUGAGAGUACCUGUUUUGAAACAACAUGUUUCGCUUUUGUUUUUUCUCCUUUUUAUCCAAAGCGAGUAUUGUGGUUUGUUUUUUUUCCUGUUUAGGGUUCUCUUUCUUCCCGCCCUUUCCCUGAAAUGACCUAUAGAGAGAAAGUUUCUAAGCUUUGAUUUCUUUGUUGUUGGUUAGGAGUAAUAAAGUUAAAUAAAGAAAACCUUGUAGUGUGUGCA